Molecule: messenger RNA, 2007 nt
Organism: Prunus dulcis (almond)
Lineage: Eukaryota; Viridiplantae; Streptophyta; Magnoliopsida; Rosales; Rosaceae
Product: protein DETOXIFICATION 54
Exons: 4
Coding region: 160-1677 (505 amino acids)
Biological process (GO): xenobiotic detoxification by transmembrane export across the plasma membrane
Cellular component (GO): membrane
Molecular function (GO): antiporter activity; xenobiotic transmembrane transporter activity
Source: RefSeq, a predicted model, not a curated record
AGCCCUUACCUUUUCUGCUCCUCAGUCCUUGCCUUGCUCUUUGGGCUGGAAAGAGAUAGAAGAAGCUAACAAAAAAUCACUUGCCAUAUAUAUAUUAGGUAGGAGGAGUCACCAAUAUCUCCUUCAGACCAUUUUAUUGGGCAUCAAAGAAAACAAAAAAUGGCAGAUAAAGACCCUGAUAUUUGUUCCCACAAAUUCCCUUCUGCUUUUCAGGUAUUGGAAGAACUAAGAGAACUAUGGGGCAUGGCCUUUCCCAUUACAGCCAUGAACUGUUUGGUUUUUGUCCGAGCUGUGGUUUCAGUCCUAUUUCUAGGCAGGCUUGGAAGCCUAGAGCUAGCAGGAGGUGCCCUCUCCAUAGGCUUCACCAACAUCACUGGCUACUCUGUGUUGGUGGGUCUUGCCUCAGGCCUAGAACCUGUUUGUAGCCAAGCCUAUGGGAACAAAAAUUGGGAGCUUCUCACUCUGUCCCUCCAAAGAAUGGUCCUGAUCCUUCUCUUGGCAAUAAUACCCAUCAGCCUCUUAUGGCUCAAUCUUGAAACAAUCAUGGUGUUCAUGGGACAAGACAAAGCAAUCACAUCAAUGGCUGCCACUUACUGUUUGUAUUCAAUCCCAGACUUGUUAACAAACACAGUUUUGCAGCCUUUGAGGGUUUUUUUGAGGUCGCAGAAAGUGACCAAGCCAAUGAUGUACUGUUCAAUGAUAGCUGUGGCCUUCCACGUGCCUUUGAACUGGGUUUUGGUGGAGGUGAUGGGGCUUGGAGUGCCAGGAGUGGCCAUGGCGUCGGUGCUGACGAACCUGAACAUGGUGGUGCUGAUGGCAGCGUACGUGUGGUGGGGAUGGAGGCAGGGGGAGAUGAGAUGGAAGGCUGGGAUUGGAGAUUUGUGUGGUGGGAUUGGACAACUGUUGAAGUUGGCAGUGCCAAGCUGCUUGGGCAUAUGUUUGGAGUGGUGGUGGUAUGAGAUUAUGAUUGUGAUGGCUGGUUAUUUGCCAAAUCCUACUGUCGCUGUGGCCGCCACUGGGAUUCUUAUUCAGACCACUAGCAUGAUGUACACUGUCCCCAUGGCCCUUGCUGGCUGUGUUUCUGCCAGGGUUGGGAAUGAGCUUGGUUCAGGCAAGCCAUACAGGGCCAAGCUAGCAGCCAUGGUAGCAUUGGGAUGUGCAUUUGUGAUUGGCAUCGUCAAUGUGACAUGGACGGUGAUUCUUAGAGAGAGGUGGGCUGGCCUGUUCACCAAGGACGAGCUGGUCAAAAUCUUGGUUGCAUCAGUUAUGCCAAUUAUGGGGCUUUGUGAGUUAGGCAACUGCCCUCAAACUACUGGCUGUGGCAUCUUACGUGCCACAGCGCGCCCGGCUGUGGGUGCCCGUAUCAAUUUGGUCUCUUUCUAUUUUGUGGGCACUCCUGUUGCGGUCGGGCUAGCAUUCUGGCUCAAGGUAGGGUUUGGUGGGCUUUGGUUUGGCCUUUUAUCUGCUCAAGUGGCUUGUGCUGUGUCUAUUCUCUAUGUUGUGCUGGUCAAGACUGAUUGGGAGGCUGAGGCUUUGAAGGCCAAGAUGCUCACAGGCUUGGAAAUGGGGGUUUGCAAUGGGGUGAAAGAAAAAGGCCAUCAAAAUGAUGAAGAAAACAGGUUAUUGAUGCAUGGAGAUGACAAUAACAAUAAUAAUAUAGAUGAUGAGAUUUUUUAGGCUUAUGUGGGGAUGGGUUUUGAUUUUGAUGUGUUUUGACUCUUUUGAUGUGACCGGCUUUAUGGGGGCUCUGCUUUUGUUGUGUAGUUGCUUUAAUUACUUUUUUUUAGGAUGAAGGGGCUGCUGAGCUGACUCAUGCGUAGAUUUUUGUGUUUUGGCUUUGUGUGAGCUGCCUCUUAAUUUGUUUUCAUGGGCAUUGCCAUGGGUCUCCUGUUUUUGUCGCUAGGGACAGUGUCACUCUCCAGGGUCCAGGCAAGUGUAUGGCAUGGUACUUCAAAGAAGGAUAUUUAAUAUUAGGGUUUGGGGCCAGGCAUGCCUAUAUUUAAUAUU